Messenger RNA from Pezoporus flaviventris, 1279 nucleotides. RefSeq names its product apoptosis and caspase activation inhibitor (gene AVEN). The record is from RefSeq and is a predicted model, not a curated record. Bases 154 to 1221 code for a protein of 355 amino acids. The transcript is spliced from 6 exons. NCBI's taxonomy places the organism in Eukaryota, Metazoa, Chordata, Aves, Psittaciformes, Psittacidae. Gene Ontology annotation, biological process: negative regulation of G2/M transition of mitotic cell cycle.
CAGGGGGAGCUGCUGAGGGUGCGGGCGCGCCACAGCACCGCCAUUUCCCUCUCUCGCCCUCCGCAGGCGGCCUCUUUCCGGGAGUAGGCGGGGACCGGCACAGCACAGGCCGGCACGGCCUCCGGCGGCGCCUGGGAAACACGUAACCCGACAAUGCAGCCUGAGCGGGGCGGCGGCCUGCCCCGCAGGGAAGGUGGCCGGCAUGGGCGCCGGCGGCACAGCUGCGCGGAGAAGGCAGCUGAUGCGGCGACUGAAGGAAGUAGCCGGGACUGCCACGGCGGAGACGAGAGCCGGGGAAGAGGCGGUGCUCGCGGACACCGAGGAGGCGGGCGCCGGGGAAGGCGAGAACCUCGAGGUCGUGGGGCAACGCCGCCUGCGGCUCAGCGGCCCCGGCGGGUAGAGGAGGAUGAUGGUACUGAAUCACAAGAGGAAGAAGAGAAGGAAGAACUGAAAAGCUAUUCAAGAAGAAAAAUCGUUUCCAACUGGAGCCGCUAUGAGGAUAUAGAAAAAGAGGGACAGAAUGAACAUGGGGAAACCCAGAGAGGAACAGACUUCAGUGUUCUGCUUAGCUCAGCAGGAGAUUUCCUUUCACAGUUCCGAUUUGCUGAUGAGAAGGAAUGGGAUAGAGAAAGCAUGUGCCAUAAGCAGUUAUCGGCACUUUCUGUUGACUGCCAGUCUUUGGCCCAGGCCCUUCAGGAAUUACCUCUACAUCUGAGGUUGAAUGUAGAUGCUGAACUUGUGCAGGCAUCAACACCUGAAGAGCUCCCACAGAUGAAAUCUAAAAUUAUCAAAGAUGGCAAAAAGAGAGAGCUUCUGUUCCGACAAGCUCCAGCUCAAAGUGAAACAGUGUUGGUGUCCCACGCGACUGGCAAUUCUGAUGCUCCUUCAGAGCCUGGAAGUAAAAAUAGUCCUAGAACAACUGUAGAACCCUUUCAGAGGGUUCAUCCACUAUCAAAGCAAGAGACUGACCAUUUGGAUGAAGAACUUGAUCUUCUCCUGAAUCUAGAUGCCCCCACUGAUAAAGAAAACAGACCUGUGUCAGAAGCAUUAUCCUAUAACAUAUCAACUGAGAAAAAUUUGAAAAAUGAUUGUAAGGAAAAUGACCCUUUAAAACUAGAUAUGCCUGAAGAGAAGAGUACAGCAUCACAGCAACAGCAAAGUACAUCUAAAACUGUUACUGAGGAAGAGCUUGAAGAGUGGCUGGACAGCAUGAUUUCUUGAAGCUCAGAUUUUCUUCCGUGAAUAACUGAAUAUAGCAAACAUUAGGUAGAAAGUUGAA